AGAACGGAAACGCCGUGCGAAACAUACGAUGGAGGAGGGGAAAGCAGUUGGCGUCGGACAAAACGGAGUACACCAUCGCUAUACCGUUCCGUUGUUCAUUAUUUAAACGUUACAUCGUUCUGGAGUGGGCUGCCAUGCGCGCCCCUUGGUGAUAAAACCGAGUGAUCGUUGUCGCCUUGUGAAGUGCUAUACAUGCGACGGGACUGCAUGCUUAGAAUAUGAUAUAAUCUGCCGUGAAGACAAACUGAAUAUUUGAGGUGUGAUAGCGAGAAUGAAGUUUACAGUCAUUUUAGUAUGUGUGUCCUUCGCCAUCGGUGAUGCGACGAUCGAAGCUCCAGAGGACUUUGUAUCCCUGGCGGAAAUGGAGGACGCAUUGCUGAAGAACCUCUUCCGUGGGUACCAGAAGUGGGUGCGGCCCGUCUUGCACGCCAACGACACCAUCACAGUACGCUUCGGACUCAAGAUCUCACAGCUAGUCGAUGUGGAUGAGAAGAACCAGCUUAUGACCACAAAUGUCUGGCUGUGGCAGGAGUGGGUGGAUGUAAAGCUGAAAUGGGACCCAAAUGACUACGGAGGAAUCACUUCCAUCAGAGUUCCCUCCGAGACAAUAUGGCUGCCGGACAUCGUCCUGUAUGAAAAUGCCGACGGACGAUUUGAGGGCUCGCUCAUGACCAAGGCCAUCGUGCGCUCGGACGGCACCAUCGUGUGGCGCCCGCCGGCCAGCUACAAGUCCUCCUGCACCAUGGACGUCACCUUCUUCCCCUUCGACCGGCAGAACUGCCCCAUGAAGUUUGGCUCGUGGACCUACGACGGCAACAUGGUGGACCUGGUCCUCAUCGACCACUACGUGGACCGCAAGGACUUCUUCGACAACGGCGAGUGGCAGAUCCUCAACGCCACGGGGGCCACGGGCAGCCGGCACGACGGCGUGUACUGGUACCCGUUCCUGACGUACUCCUUCAUCCUGAAGAGGCUCCCGCUCUUCUACACGCUCUUCCUCAUCAUCCCGUGCCUGGGCCUGUCCUUCCUCACCGUGCUCGUGUUCUACCUGCCCUCGGACGAGGGCGAGAAGCUCUCGCUGUCCACCUCCGUCCUGGUGUCGCUCACCGUCUUCCUGCUCGUGAUCGAGGAGAUCAUCCCGUCGUCCUCCAAGGUCAUCCCGCUCAUCGGCGAGUACCUGCUAUUCAUCAUGAUCUUUGUCACCUUCUCCAUCAUCGUCACCGUCUUCGUUAUCAACGUGCACCACCGCUCGUCUGCCACCUACCACCCCAUGGCCCCCUGGGUAAAGACUCUGUUCCUCCAGAGGCUACCCAGACUGCUUUGUAUGAGAGGGCACACGGACAGGUACCACUAUCCAGACAUUGAGCUGCGUAGCCCAGAGUUGAAACCCCGUGGAGCUGCCGGGAAGAGAGCGGCGUCGGGCCAGGGCCAAGGCCAACAGAGAGGAGCCGGCCCUGGAAAGGAGGAUGACAAUCACGCCUGGCUGGCCAUGCUGGAGAAAGCCACCAACUCUGUCCGCUACAUCAGCCGGCACAUUAAGAAGGAGCACUUCAUCAGAGAGGUGGUCCAGGAUUGGAAGUUCGUAGCCCAGGUGUUGGACCGGAUCUUUCUGUGGGCCUUCCUCACUGUGUCUAUCCUGGGCACUGUUCUCAUCUUCACUCCAGCAUUGAAUAUGUACCUAACCACUCCGCCCUAGACACAAACACACAUACGCACGCAAACACACACACACACAUACCCUUAACCUACCCCUGCAUGGGCACCACACUAGCUAAUACAGUCCUAAAACUGUAUCCCCCCACCCCGGACCACCACCUCUUUUUAGUCUCUCAAACAGAUGGCAGCAGAUUUCUUACUCAAGUAAUGAUGUUUCACAAUAAUCUCUUUUGACCGUAUACUCGUCUUAUACAACUUAUACCUGUACAUUUACUGUUCAACUGUGUAAUCCACUGAAUUUGGGCCAAAAGGCUUGGUUUGUAACCCCCAAUAAUUAGCUGUGUAAGAUCAAUGCACAUGGAGAUAUAAGCAAUAACAAAGCCAUGCAUUGUCAGCCAUGUCAUAUCUGUGUAUGAUUUAAAUGUUUACAUCUUUACUUAUGUUGGUUCACCAUAGCAAUUUAGAUAUAUUGCAUCAACGUCAAUGUAUUUAUGCACAAUGUCAUUGCAGUGACCCACUCAAGUUGUAUGCUGUCUCACUUCACGUCUUGUUCAUGAUAUUGAUAAUAUGAUUGAUAUUAAAAUAGGAAUGCCUUUUUUUCAUUUAAUUUGUA
Messenger RNA from Hypomesus transpacificus, 2269 nucleotides. It is a transcript of the gene chrnb3a, whose product is annotated as cholinergic receptor nicotinic beta 3 subunit a. The coding region runs from base 272 to 1696 and encodes 474 amino acids. Lineage: Eukaryota; Metazoa; Chordata; Actinopteri; Osmeriformes; Osmeridae. The transcript has 7 exons. The record is from RefSeq and is a predicted model, not a curated record. Gene Ontology annotation, cellular component: synapse; neuron projection; postsynaptic membrane. Gene Ontology annotation, biological process: regulation of membrane potential; monoatomic ion transmembrane transport; signal transduction. Gene Ontology annotation, molecular function: transmembrane signaling receptor activity; acetylcholine-gated monoatomic cation-selective channel activity.